AUGUCAGCAGUUCAGGAUGGCAAAAGGUGGUUGCAGGAGUGGUCAAAAACACCAACGGUAGGAGUAUCAAAUUUCAGAAUGAAUGAAGAGGGAAUGGUUGAAGUGUCAGGGACAGUGGAUCCGAGCUUACUUCUAAAGAUACUAGCAAAGGCAGGGAAAAGAGCAGAGGUUUGUUGGUUUCAGUUUGGGCAAUGUUCUAGCAACUUGUAUAUGCCGCCGGAUCACAACGAUUACUAUGACUACGGCCACAAUGGUUACUGUGGGAAUUAUGGGUCCCAUGGAUAUGGAGGACUUGGUUAUAAUGGAGGAUAUGGAGGAAACAACUACUAUUCUGACCAUAGGUACCUCCAUCACAGAGGAUAUGGAACCCGUCCUCGGCCCAGACUUUCGUACCGGGUAGGACCUUCAUCCCCGCCCCUAGCCGAUGAAGGCGCUGGCUGCUGCAGUUUGAUGUGA
Molecule: messenger RNA, 456 nt
Organism: Ilex paraguariensis (yerba mate)
Lineage: Eukaryota; Viridiplantae; Streptophyta; Magnoliopsida; Aquifoliales; Aquifoliaceae
Source: the annotation of a GenBank genome assembly